CUUCACUUAAUGAAUACCUCUAUUUAGCACUUCAAAUAUUUAAUGAGAUUAUAGAUGAAUAUUUACUGUUUUUAAGUGAUAAAAAAAGUUCUAAAGCAUUAAUUUUAGAGAAUAUUGCUAAUAAAUAUUUACAAAUUUUAAAUAAUUCUCAAGAUAUUCAUAUUGCAAAUUCUAAUAUGCAUUACCAAGUUAAGAAUAAUUAUUCAUGUCAAAGAGUUGGUGGUAUUGUAACAUUAAUGCAUAAAGAAAAAUUAAAUACUUGA
Cetraspora pellucida is the source of this 263-nucleotide messenger RNA. The record is from the annotation of a GenBank genome assembly. NCBI's taxonomy places the organism in Eukaryota, Fungi, Glomeromycota, Glomeromycetes, Diversisporales, Gigasporaceae.